ACAAGUAUCUUUAUUGGUGUGAGUGUGUCAGCUUAUGUCAGUUUAUGUCAGGUACAUGUUUUGUUAAUUUUCUUGGUUAUUUAUUUCAUGAUAUUUAUCACAAAGUUUAUUUAAAAUAAAAUAAAAAAUGUUAGGCUCAAAAUUAAAUCGAAAUCUUAACACUAGGCUAUUAUUGGGCUGUAGAUUUUUCAAAGCAUACUCAAAAGUGAAUGCCAACAAAACGAGUAAUUGUGUAUUGGACCAUCGAAAAAAUGCACAAUUGUUGGUUUACCCAACAUUUCGUUUGAACCAGUUUACAAAUUAUAGUACAGAUACGACAAAAAGUGAUGGUGAUCUAACGAAAGAAAUCAAAUUAUGUAUUGCCGAGAAAAAAACAGACAAAGUAAUAGAAUUGUUAAAACAAUCAACAAAUUUUAGCACAAAUCAACUGUUCGAAAUAAUAGAAUGUGCUGCAAAUAAGGGAAAUAAAGCAAUCACUAAAUUAGCAUUGUCUUUAUUGCCGGAAGAAAUUCAAAAUAACAAAUUGAUCGAUCAAAAUCUUACGGAGAUUUGCAUUGAAAUGAUAUAUUCAAAUAAAAUUACUGUAGAUCCUAGUUCAAGCAAUGACAAAUUAGAUCCAUAUCAAUUGAUCAUCUGCCAUUUACCAGUGCUUCAGGAGGGAUCGACCAAAGAAUAUGGAGUAUUGUUAAUACAACAAAUGAUUAUUGCGAAUGAAAGCUUUUCAACCAUUCUUAAAUUUUGUGAAAAUUUGAAGAAAAGCAAACGAAACCCAUAUUCAAUUGAAUCAUGCUUGGAAUGUCUGAUGGAAUUGAGUGUAAAAAAAGCUCAAGAAUUUCUAGAAUAUUUGGCCGUACAUAAAAAACUUCAACCGAACCAUUUUCAACCAUUUUUCAAUCAUGCUCAAAAUCAAACUGAACUGAUUGAUCACAUAAAAUUUGCAUUCAAAUUAAAUUGUUUAGUGGAUACAUCAACACUUUUAAAUUGUGUACUACCGAAAAUGGAUAAAAUUCAUCAUCCAGCUGCCGCUGCUUAUGAAUUGAUCACAGCUGGUCUGCAAUGGCGCCAUUUAAAAACGGCUAUGAUUACCUUCUAUUUGAAAAAUGAAAAAUUGGAUAAUGCUUUUGAAAUAGCCGGUAUAUCCAAAGUGAAAAUUGACAUAGCUCUUAUCCAACCAGAACUAUCGAAAUUUAUAAAAAGUAAAUCGUUUCAAGUCAGCCAGAAAAAAACAGUUCAAUUAAUAAAAAAACUACAAUCCCUUUGUAGUGAUGAAGAGUAUGAUUUGGCUGGCAAUGUGGUGUUAUCACUUUGUGAUAAAAUCGAUAAAAUUGAUGAUUUCGCUUUAACAAAGCAAAUGUUAUUGGAAUUUAAUUGUCAAGGUGUAAAAAUGUCAUGCCAUUCUGUCCAGGCAAUAAAAGAUAAAAUGAAAAGUCAUGCGAAAUAUAUUUCAUUUAUGCCGAAUUUAAUUAGUGAUGGACGCGUAAAAAAUGCAUCGCACGAAAUCCAGAGAUUGGAACAACAGUUGGCUGAUUAUAGGGCGAAAGAGAAAGCAACACGGCAACCGAUAGAUAAUGCAAUAAAUUAUACAUUGUUUCAACUAUUGAAGGCACACAUUAAUUAUGGAAAUUUUGAUGAAGCAAUAAAAAUUAAAGAAGAAUGCGAUAAAGCUGGUGUUCCUAAGUCUGCGGCCAUGCAAGUUGCACUUAUUGGGUUGUGGAUUGCAACAAAAAAUGUGGAUAAAGCCCUUCAAACUCUUCAAACUUUACAGAAAUUAAAAAGUUCUAAAUCAAAUGCACACGUUAUAAUCAACUUGGCAACAUUUUUACUAUCACAAAAUCGAUUGGACGAUGCAAAGAUAAUUAUGAAUGAUUUGUAUAAGUUCAAUUCAUCCGAAAAUUACACAACACUGGUAAAUCACAAUGCAUCUUUUUUAUUGAAUGCGGCCUGCGAGUAUAGCGUCCGGAAUGACUGUAAGGAGAACCUUACUGAAACAUUUCUCAAUAGACUGUUACAAAAAGAAGUAUGCAUACCUUCAAAUAAACUUCUGAGUAUUGUGAUUAAAGAGUAUAUAGAAAAAAAACAGAUUCAAGAGGCGGUUAACAGUUUUCAGCAUUUUGCCAAUCAAUAUCGACGAGCACCGAGAUGUGUUCCACUUUUAACCCAUUUAAUUGAGUUAACGGACAACGAACAAUCCACAAAGUUUGGUGUAUCGAGAGAACAAAUCAAAAACAACAUUAAAAUAAUUACGGAUGUGAUCAUAGAUUUGCAUGGGAUAAACAAUUCAAAUAUUAUACUCAUUACAGCAUUGGCUUGCGCUGGUAAAGAUGACCAGCUUCGAAUGUUUUUAUCGCAUAAUGAUGUUCAGUUUGAUGAAUCGCGUUUAUUAGGUGUUUUGGAAUAUAUGGAAACUGAUUCGAAAAUAAAAUCAGUGAUUACCAUCAUACAAAGUACAAAAGAAUUGCAAAACACACAAAUAAACAACGAACAUCUCUGUGAGUCUGUAUUAAAUGAUUUUUUUUUGAAGAAUGAUUAUGGUUCGGCACUUGAAUUUUACAAAGCAAUCCAGUUGUCAGAUCAUGGCAAUUUUCUAUCGCAGCGUUUUUAUAAAAAACUUGCCCAACUUUUGAUAAAAAACAAACAACAACUGCCUGUUGACUUGGCAAGUGCUCUUGAAUAAUCAUCAACGUAGACAUUUUGUAAAGAAUUAUUGCAAAUAGAAUCAAUUUAAUAGAA
Contarinia nasturtii (swede midge) is the source of this 2730-nucleotide messenger RNA. RefSeq lists its product as uncharacterized. The record is from RefSeq and is a predicted model, not a curated record. Gene Ontology annotation, molecular function: protein binding. Bases 128 to 2674 code for a protein of 848 amino acids. The transcript has 2 exons. Lineage: Eukaryota; Metazoa; Arthropoda; Insecta; Diptera; Cecidomyiidae.